This is a messenger RNA of Micromonas pusilla CCMP1545, 1539 nucleotides long. RefSeq lists its product as uncharacterized. The record is from RefSeq and is a predicted model, not a curated record. Bases 403 to 1485 code for a protein of 360 amino acids. NCBI's taxonomy places the organism in Eukaryota, Viridiplantae, Chlorophyta, Mamiellophyceae, Mamiellales, Mamiellaceae. The transcript has 2 exons.
CGAUCGUGACCCCCCCGCCCGUGAACGAACUCAACAGGGAGCUCGACGUCCUCCUGGCGCACGAGGACAACACCGUGAACACGGAGGCCGCGGCGCUUCUCGCGAGCGCGACGGCGCGGGUCCGAUCCGAGCGCCUCGCCGGGACGAAUCCGAACGGCGCGCCGCUGUACGAGAAGAGGGUCGUCGUCGACGGCACGGCCGUGCAGCUUUCGAAGCAGGAUCCGCUGAAGACGCUUCUCACGACGCCGAAGCUCCCUGCAGAGCUCGUUGAGCACCUUCCCGCGGAGACGGAGGGGCCGGGGACGCUUCCGUAGCGAAGGCGCGACGGGGGAAGCGGGGAUCGGAAUUAAUUAUUAGACUAAACGCAACUUUAGAAGAAGACGGAAGGAAGCGUCGCGAGCGAUGGCGGGGCCUCGCAGGAGCAGGCUCGCCGCGCGGCGCCGGACGAUCGCGCGGUGCUGCGCGUGCGUCGUCCUCGCGCUCGCCGCGCUCGCCGCGCGGCCGACCGCGCGCGGCGUGGGCGACGCGCGCGAGCGCGCGCGUCGCCGCGCGUCCGUCGACCCGUCGCUCCUCGAGGAGUGGUCGCGGUCGCGUCUGCCGCCGAAGUGCUCGCGCGCGCUGUCCGGCUCCGUCGACGCCGCGUCCGGGUCGUGGGCGCUCUCGCACGUCGCAUCGCGCUCGAAGCUGUACGCGGCGAUGGACGCGGAGCUGACGGAGCGAGGACUGACGGCGUUCGACGACGCCGGCGGCGCGCGGACGCAGGGCUCCGGCGUCGACGACCUGUUCGCGUUCGACCGCGUCACCGGGCUCGCGCGCGCGAAGCUGACGCGGCUCGACGUCGCCGUCCGCGCGAUCGUGCUCCCGCUGCCGAGGCGCUCGCGCGCGGCGUUUCGGAUGCGCCGCGCGACGCGCGCGGUCGUCGCCGCCGCCGGGUAUCACGACGGAAGAGACGCGUGGCUCCAAGACCCGGACGCGUAUCACUUCUCGAUGUUCCACGCGUCGCACCACCUCGCGCCGACGCCCGCGUCCGCGGCGGAGGUCGAGGCGGAGAUGCGCGCGGUGGCGCGCGUCGUGCGCGGCGCGUGCGCGAUGACGGCGACGAUCGAACGCGUCGUCGCGACGCCGUCUGGCUCGGUCGUCGCGCUCUGGAACCUCGCCGGCGGGUCCGAACCCAGCGCGUUCCGCGACGCGCUGCGCGCGGCGCUGCCGAACGCGCCCGCGGCGCAGAUCGUGAGCGACGAGCACAUCAUGCACACGACGCUGGCGCGGUUGCUGAGGCCGCCGCCGGGCGCGGGGGGGGACGCGGCGGCGGCGACGGCGGCGGCGGCGGCGAUCGCGCGCCAACUCACCGAGCGACUGUGCGGCGUCGAGGUCACGCUCCCGAUCGCGUGGUUCGUCCAGGAGCGCGAUAAGCUCGCGCUCGCGCUGGGGGGGGCGCACGACGCGACGCCGACGACGUUCGACGCGUGCGGCGGCGGCGGGUGACGCGCCGCGAGGUCGACGAAUAGCAUUCGUAAUAAAUGAAUGGAACGUUAAACG